Phaeodactylum tricornutum CCAP 1055/1 is the source of this 2005-nucleotide messenger RNA. RefSeq lists its product with no specific name. Gene Ontology annotation, molecular function: metalloendopeptidase activity. The coding region runs from base 155 to 1654 and encodes 499 amino acids. NCBI's taxonomy places the organism in Eukaryota, Bacillariophyta, Bacillariophyceae, Surirellales, Neidiaceae. Gene Ontology annotation, biological process: CAAX-box protein processing. Gene Ontology annotation, cellular component: membrane. The record is from RefSeq and is a predicted model, not a curated record. The transcript has a single exon.
CACGACAUCAUCGAACGCAAGAGAACGUCCGGGAAAGCCCUUCACCAGAAGACAUUACUCUUUUACAGCAACGAAACGACAAAACACUCCGUGACUACAUUCGUUUGUAAGAAAAAACAACGAUUGAUAGGAACUGACUUUACUGUUUGGAGAGAUGUUGCCGUCGGAUCUCCAUCGGCAUCCACCGCUCCUCUGGUCACGUCGGCGAUUAGCCCCACUCUACCUAGUCCUGGGGUACCUGAUCGGCGAGUUAUCCAAGCCCGUGACGGGAUUUGCCGCUCCUCUGCCUCGAUCGUCGUCCAUACGGCCUUUCUUACACGCUCAAAGCAGUAGAACUACUACUACCUCCCAGGCUGCCUUUGCACCCUCGUCCUCAUCGCCACAGAGCACUCCUAGUCAGCAGCAUACGCAAAAGAGCCGCAGCAGUAGAAAGCCCUUGUUCUAUCGCAAUCGAGCUAUCCAUGAAGAUCAGUAUUCUUCCGACUCUACGGUGUCCCGCCCGGAAGCUGCCAACACUCUUUCCCGGACAACAUCUAGAUAUAGCGGUAUGAACCUACCCAUGAUUCGAAAUCUGUGCUUGUCCCAAGCAGCCUUGCUAGCCUUCUCUACCGCCAUUGCUUUGGUCUGUGGAGUGGACUUGAUCGUUGACAGUGGAAUCUCUCUGCCCCUUUGGACCGCUACGGAUGGCACCGUUGCCUUGCUUCCCGAGAAUCCCUGGCUUUGGGGGGUUGUCGCCGCCGUUCCCAUGAUUCUUUUGGGUCAUAAAGUCGAAUCUUCCGAUGCACGCGCCGCCAGUUACGUCAAUUUUUCUACACACAACAUGGUGGUCACACUCUUUGGACGCCGUCGGCGACUGGAUGUAUCGAACAGCCUAUUGGAGUGUCAGGGCACGUCAAUUACUCACCCCACAACGAGUACCGCGGAUGUGCUUUGUCAGAGUCUGGUUCUGACGCUACUCACCAGUAUCACCGAAGAAGUCGUCUUUCGACUUUGGAUUCCGUUGGCUUUGGUGUCCUUAACUCAUUCCGUUCCACUGGCCUUGAUUGGUCAAGCGUUCUUGUUUGGUCUAUGCCAUACACACCACCAAUCCAAAGCUGGAGAAAAUGUUCUCAUCGGCAGCUUGCAAGCUCUCAACGGCCUUUGGUACGGUGCCCUGUACGUGCUGGCCGGUGGAAGUCUACUUCCCGGUAUGGUCGCCCAUAUUCUGUACGAUUGGCACGUGUUGGUGGAAACUUGGCACGUGGUCAAUGAGCAGUUGGACUGGGCCGAAAAAUCUCACCCACUAAGUCCUCAGGAAGCGUCCGAAAUUCGUGCUUUGCAACAACAAGCCGGUUCCGCGCUGACGAACGAAACUCUUCUGUUUGGUCGGCGUUUCUUUUACGCCUUUGAUCGAUCUCAGCAAGAAACGUUGUCGCUGGCCGACACUCAACGGGCCAUUACCUACGCGUUCACAGGCGGUGCGAACCCGCUACCGACACCGUCGACGUCGGAGGUGGAAAGCAUCGUCCGGCAAAUCUGGCUGCAUCGGGAAAUUCUCCGCUCGGAGGAGCGCGUGACACUACCAGAAUUUCUACGUGUCCUCUUUACCUUGCGAGCGCACGCAUUGGAACAAGUGAGGAAAGGGCAAGGACAUGAGGGGACGGAGUUGGUUUAGUGUCUAUGUAGCAUUCAAUUGCCAUCUUCAUUUCCUUGCGAGUGUCCCGCCAUGCUGCACGGAACACAUUUUUUACACAUAGAUGCUAAUCCUUUUCCGAGAACCUAAAUUCCUGCAACACUCAUCACUACAUUUGCGCUCAAGAAACAUUGUUCGGUAUAUCCCAGCGGAAGCUUACAUGUAGACAACUUCAUCGGGUGUUACCGCAAGUGCCUAUGCUCCUCAACCUGCACUUGUGUUGCAUCCUGCAACACAUUGACUGCAUUGGGUGCCUCACAAUCUUUGCUGAAGGCAGGGUAGUCCUUGUCUUCAAUCCAUGCCCGCAUAAAAGUAAACGUCGCAGCGGCCUUG